Molecule: messenger RNA, 2721 nt
Organism: Monascus purpureus
Lineage: Eukaryota; Fungi; Ascomycota; Eurotiomycetes; Eurotiales; Aspergillaceae
Source: the annotation of a GenBank genome assembly
CUUCCCUCCAAGGAAGGCCACUCAAUUCGCAGACGUGCCUCUACGGGGCUUGCGAUCAAAAUGGAGACGAUAUCUAGAAUCUCGUCUAUGCUGGAAACAGCUCGAGGGCUCACUCUGGAGGCAGCACAAUCAGCUGCUAGUAACAGGGGCACAAGCACGGAUCCUACGUCGCGAAGCAAUACUGCUGUUCAUAUCAAAAAGCUCCUAGACAGUCGCAAUGAUCGCGAAGUCUUGGACGGAAUGCGGAAGGUCAUCUCGUUGAUGUACCGCUCCGAGCCUUCUCUCCAGUUCUUCUCUGCUGUUGUCAAAAAUGUGGCCUCCGCGAAUAUCGAAGUGAAAAAGUUGGUCUACAUCUAUCUGGUACACCAUGCUGAGGCGGAGCCGGACGUUGCGCUUUUGUCCAUCAAUGCGAUACAGAAGUCGCUUACCGAUCAAAAUCCCCAAGUCCGGGCCAUGGCACUUCGGACAAUGUCGGGUAUCAGAGUUCCUGUCAUCAGUCAGAUUGUUUCGUUGGCGAUCAAGCGCGGUUGCGGUGAUAUGAGUCCUCAAGUCCGUAAAGCGGCCGCUUUAGCCAUCCCAAAGUGUUAUCGCUUGGAUCCAAAUACCAUACCGCAGCUUGUUGACUAUGUUUCUACGCUGCUAGGUGAUACACAGUAUUUUGUCGUUGGACCGGCUGUAUCUGCAUUUCUGGAGGUGUGCCCUGAAAGGAUCGAUCUUGUGCACAAGCAUUACAGAAGUCUAGUUAAGAAACUCGUGGAUAUGGAUGAAUGGGGGCAACUCGCAACCCUACGUCUUUUGACUGUUUACGCAAGGAAGUGCUUCCCACAAAGGACUCAAAAGGUGAAAAAGGCAGUGACAAGAGGAUUCUACGACGACGACGAUCCGGAGACCGAAGCUGCUGAUGAAGAGCACGAAAUAUUAGUUGUGGAUCCCGAUCUUGAGCUUUUAUUUCGGUCAUGCAAGCUUCUUUUGCAGAGUCGCACGUCCGCAGUCGUUGUCAGCGUUGUCCGAUGUUUUCUAUAUCUGGCACCACCUGAGUAUCUCGAUGCAGCUGUUGGCCCUCUGGUAGCCCUACUCCGGACCUCCCAGGAUACCCAGUACAUCGCGCUUUACAAUAUUGUGGCUGUUUGCAUGAAGCAUCCCAAGCCUUUUUCCAGAUACGUCCGUCACUUCUUAGUCCAUUCCGUUGAUACACCGCCCAUCUGGCGUCUCAAGCUAGAGAUUUUGACAAUCCUAUUUCCGCACUGCGGGCUGCACUUCCGGUGGCUGAUAAUCAACGAGCUAGAGCACUUCUCACACGGGACCGAUCCGGACCUGGUCCAGGAAAGUGUUCGAGCGCUCGGCCGUUGCGCGCAAAGUGACCCGAAUAUGGCAGACCACUGCUUACGUGUUCUCCUCGAUCAGAUUUCGAGCCUGGAUGAGAAUCUCGUGUCGGAGUCCUUAACGGUAAUUCGACAUCUGAUCCAACGAGAUCCGGCAUUGCAUGAACAGACGGUCAUCGAGCUCGUCAAACAUCUUGGGUCGUUAACCAACCCUGGUGCAAGAGCCACUAUCAUUUGGCUUGUAGGAGAGUUCGCAGGUAUCGAACCCGAGAGAAACUUUGCACCAGAUGUAUUGCGUCUCCUGGUGAAAAAUUUUGCCGACGAAUCAGAAAUCGUCAAGCAACAGAUUGUACUUCUAGGAGCAAAAGUCUAUCUACAUCAUCUUUUGCGGAAUCCACCAGAGGAACCCACGCCGAUACCAAAGGUGGAGCCCGAGUAUAGCAACGAGUGGACUGAGAACCAGGAACAACAUGGUGGCGAAGAACAAAAGCAGGAGCCACAAGAACCAGAGGAAGAAGAUCAGAUCACAUUACUAUGGCGAUACGUCCUUCUCCUCGCAAGAUACGACACUUCGUAUGAUCUUCGCGAUCGUGCUCGGCUCUACAAAGCUCUCCUCGCGUCGCCGUCAAGCACACAACUUGCCAGCUUAUUACUUCUCGCACCGAAGCCGGUUCCCCAUGAACCAACACCGUCGGAAUCACGAAGAGACUUGCUCAUCGGCACUUCGACGCUCAUCGUGGGACCGGAAGUCAGCCACCAUGGCUUGAAAGGCUACGAGAACCUCCCAGAUUGGGUUGAAGCGGGCCACGAACCCGAGCCGAGUCUCCGGGACCAGGGGGUGGGCCCGGAACCAGCGGAGCGGGUCUCGGUGACGGCUGGCGAGCGUCUUGAUAGGGCGCUCAAAGAGCACGAGAACAUCGCUGUAUCUCGUUCGAGGCGGAAUGGCCACACAGCAGUCCCUGUAGGAACUAAAACAUUAGAUGAAUGGCUUGAGGAUGAGGAAACUGAGAGUGAGGAGGAAACGGAAUCCGAGGAGGAGGAGGAGGAGGAGGAGGAGGAGACGGGAUCGGAGGAAGAAACGGAAGAGGAAACGGAGGAGGGUGAGGAGGACAAUGAAGAAGACGAGGAGUACGAAGAGGAGUCUGGAUCAGAAAGCAGCCAUGGGAAUAACACGGAAGCUAAACAGCUCCUAGGAAAACCGUGACCAUGGUUUGGGCAAGAUCGAUUAAUAUAGAUUCGAAAGUUUCUUCUGCGAUUCGUAAACUCGUACUCCGUGUUCAGCUGAAGUAGCGAGCCACGGAUCCAUGGACAGCGGCGGUUCUUAACUCCAUACUGUUUACCCAAGAAGCGAGAUGGCACGUCUUGAACGAAAAAGGCCCACUCGAAGCACCAUUACGGA